UCCAAGGACAAGCAUGACAUAUCUUUCAAUCGUAUUCGCUACUGUUUGGUUCAGCUUUGUAUUGACCUGUCCACCCACUCCUCCACCAGGAGGAGGAGGAGGAGGUGCAGGAGGAGGAGGUUCGGGAGGUAGUGGUGGAGGACAAAGUAACAAUACCGGUAAACGCGAAGUUGACGACAUCGAGGUUACCGUGGUCAGCAAUCAGAAAUUCGAUCCCGCUAUGAACGACUCACAUAUGCAAGUUUUCAAAAGCUUAUUGAAUGAUUACAUUAAAGCCAAAGGAGCAAGUUACAAUAAGGACAUGGUGCACGAGGAGAUCGUAGAUGUAGAUGGCAACUUUGCGAUUCUCUACACUCUACAGGGUUAUGACUGCGAUGGGGUGAACAACUUCUUGCAUGAAGCUAAGAGCAGCGCAAACUUUAUCAAAGACAUCAAGAUCAAGUGUGGUGGAAGACCGCAGUUUGUUGUUGCCUGAACAAUUUUCAGAAAUAAAUUAAUCGCAUGC
Cylicocyclus nassatus is the source of this 505-nucleotide messenger RNA. The record is from the annotation of a GenBank genome assembly. NCBI's taxonomy places the organism in Eukaryota, Metazoa, Nematoda, Chromadorea, Rhabditida, Strongylidae.